GCAAUAAAGUUACUAAUGUCUAUUUUGCAGAGGCAGUUGCAGGGUGGACUACCAACAUUAAAGGAACUUGUACAAUCUGGUCAGUUAACUCCUGGAAAGUUAGUCCUGUCCUGUUAUGCAAAGGGAAGAACUCACAGAGCCUCACUUACACCUUUAGGUAAAAUUCGAACACAAGAAGGUUUUGUGUUUGUCACUGCCUCUCAGUGGGUAUCAACACUGACAGAGCCAGUAUCUGUAAAGAAAAAGAAAGCCUAUGAGAUGGUAUUGUAUAAGGGGAGGUCACUGUUAUCAAUCUGUUUGAACUGUCAUUAUAAUGCCUUGCCAAAUGAGCGACCAACAAACACAGCACCUGUCAGUACAAUCAUGGUUGAUAUAACAAAAUCAUUCACUGAACAAGGCACACAGGUUAAAGAUACAGAUAUCUUGGAAUUGUUACCACAAAAGACAGAAUGUGAAAUAAGGUUAAAUUCAUUGCUGUCAAAUUGUGUGGUUAGGUUAUUAACUGAACAAGAUUUCGUUUCUUGUGAUGAUUUACCAGAUAACUUUUGGAGAGAGGAUUUCUCCAAAGUGAGAUUACCUAAAGAUAUAUGGGACACUGUUGAUUCUUGGUGAAAUCAUAAAAUGUUUGAAGAUUUGUUUGUGG
Molecule: messenger RNA, 643 nt
Organism: Ruditapes philippinarum (Manila clam)
Lineage: Eukaryota; Metazoa; Mollusca; Bivalvia; Venerida; Veneridae
Exons: 3
Coding region: 16-612 (198 amino acids)
Source: RefSeq, a predicted model, not a curated record